CGUGAGUUGUGCUUCGUCACGCGAUGCAUCUGCUGCACUACCGCGGUGGUUCUCCUGUUGAUAUAGAUGAGCAACGAGAAUCGACUCCAAACAACAAUCGGAUCAAGACCAUUCGUACCAGAUACCAUACCGAGAACAGGAGAAGCACUUGCUUCGUAGAGAAAUGAACGUAUACUCGAGACCACAAACGCAUCUAACCAGAACACCAUUCCAUUCCUUUCCCACGAAAGGAACAUCACGCCCCUCUCCUCUCCCUCUCCUGCCCUCGCGGACAACAAUUUAUUUCCAUACAUCACCAAAACAUCUAAGCAAACCACCCAGCCCCAAAAGCCCUCUUCUCCUUCUGCGCAACCGGCGACGCAGUAGGCUUCCCGCCACCAGGCUUCUUGUGCGCCAACUCACGAAGUCCAGUAACAUGAGGACGAUGAUGAUCCUUCGCAGUCUUAGUAUGCUUCACGCGAACGGUGCUCUUCAAGCUCUCGGUAUGGACCUUCGUCUCGUGCGGCUUGACGGUCUCGACCGUCUUGACCGUGGCGUGAACGUACUCGGUGACGUCGCGAGCGUGCUUGGAUUUGACGGAGUGUUCGUGGACCUUGGUUGUGUGGUCACGGUGCGUCUUGGCAGAGUGGGUGUGCACUUUGGGCUUCUUGGUGAAGGGCCGGAGGGGGGGCAUCGAGACCGCGUAUGAUUUGUAGCCUUUUUCGUGCACGGUUUGGUAGCUGGUUACGGUGUAUUGUUUGGUUUCGUGGUGGACGGACGCGCCGCUGACGG
Molecule: messenger RNA, 771 nt
Organism: Mollisia scopiformis
Lineage: Eukaryota; Fungi; Ascomycota; Leotiomycetes; Helotiales; Mollisiaceae
Exons: 2
Coding region: 164-688 (174 amino acids)
Source: RefSeq, a predicted model, not a curated record